This is a messenger RNA of Leptopilina boulardi, 1418 nucleotides long. RefSeq lists its product as uncharacterized. The record is from RefSeq and is a predicted model, not a curated record. NCBI's taxonomy places the organism in Eukaryota, Metazoa, Arthropoda, Insecta, Hymenoptera, Figitidae. The transcript has 2 exons. Gene Ontology annotation, molecular function: DNA binding. Gene Ontology annotation, biological process: DNA recombination; DNA integration. The coding region runs from base 146 to 1207 and encodes 353 amino acids.
AUAUAACUAGAUCUGCUGUGGUCAAUACAUUUAAAGGAUUUACAAACAAGGAUAAACCAUCCACCUCAUCAAAAAAUCAUUUAAACUGGAAACCCCCCUCCAAGAAGUACAAUCAACGGACAUCCUCGAGGAAGGGGGGACAACAAUGGAAUCGGACAAAUCAUCGACAGUCCAACGACAGUCGGAGAAAAUAAAGGAAAACGCACCCUCUGUGUCACAAUCUUUCCCUGGUAGCAGCGUGUUUAUCAGGGAAGCAUUCAAAAUGAGAGGUGCCACAGAAGAAGCCGCGGAGGUGAUGCUGAAUUCCAUCAGUGCAGGUACUUUGCGCCAAUACAGCAAACCCCUUAAAUCAUGGUGGAAUUAUUGUCAGGAAGGAAACAAUGAUCCAUACGACGUCGCAAUUUCGGAUGCUCUGAAUUUUUUCACGACAACCCUGGAGAGUGUCAAUUCCUUCAGCACAAUCAAUACUUAUAGAGCGGCAUUAUCUCUUAUUGCAGGUGGCGACUUAGGAAAUAACAAACACAUUUCACGGUUUUUUAAAGGAGCAGCAGUGCUAAAGCCUAAGAAAUACAAAUAUGAUGUAACGUGGGAUCCAAAGCCUGUAUUAAAUAAAUUAACCACCUGGUAUCCUCAUGAGGGCCUGACCUUAGAGAUGUUAACAAAGAAAUUAGUGACGUUAUUAGCACUCACUACAGCGCAGCGGAUACAAACAUUGACCGUAAUAAGGCUAGAAAAUAUCAAUUUAAAUUCGGAACCUGUCAGAAUUAAAAUAACGGAUCCUAUAAAAACAUCAAGUCGCAGCAAGUUUCAGCCGAGCUUAGAAGUUCCAACUUUUACGGAACAACCUGAGUUAUGUGUAGUAACAACUUUACGCGACUACAUAGAAAGAACGACAGCACUAAGAAAAGGUGCAUCAAGUACUGGAAAUUUGUUCUUGACUUAUAAAAAGCCUCACCAUCCAGCCACGUCGCAGACACUGAGCAGAUGGAUAAAAGAAAUACUGGAAAAAAGCGGAGUCAACACAAAAAUAUUUUCAGCCUAUAGUACACGCCACGCAGCGACUUCAGCGGCAGCCCGGAAAGGGACAAAUAUAGAAAUAAUUCGUCGUGCAGCUGGAUGGUCUGCAACGUCCUCAAUGUUCGCCAGGUUUUACAACCGGCCAUUAGCAGAUUCAACGACUUUCGCAUCGACUAUUUUACAAAAAUAAUCUCAAACCGAUUUCAAAUAAUACUCUUUUUCAUUUACAUAUGUGCAUAAUAUUUUUUCUUUUCAAAAAAAAAAAAAAAAACCUCGUUUUCUGUGUUCUUGUAAUCUUAAUUACAAUGAGUGAUUAAUAAAUAUAUAUUCAAUAUAAAAAUAGCAUAAAUUCGCAUACAAACUUUAAACAACUACGAAAAUUGAUCUUGAGGACGAGACAG